AUGUGGAAAGGGUUCAAGGAUUGCUUAGGUGCUUUAGAUGGAACCCAUAUCAAGAUUAGGGUUCCAACAGUUGAUAAACCUAGAUAUCGAACGCAAAAAGGUGACAUGACAACAAGUAUGUUAGGUGUUUACACACCUGAUAUGCAUUUUGUUUAUGUUCUUCCUGGUUGGGAAGGUUCUGUUUCUGAUGGACGGGUUCUUCGAGAUGCCAUUAGUAGGAGACAUAGACUAAAAGUUCCUCAUGUUAUGCCAGGUUUUUCACAAUCAAAUGUUUCUCCACAAAGUUCUCGACGAACCAAAAGGAAAUGGGUUUCAGAAGAAGAAGUUGCGUUGGUUGCUAGUAUGUUCUACUUGCAGAAUGUUGGAACCUUCAAUGCUGAUACGGGAUCCAUGUAA
This is a messenger RNA of Gossypium arboreum, 396 nucleotides long. Its product is annotated as protein ALP1-like. Lineage: Eukaryota; Viridiplantae; Streptophyta; Magnoliopsida; Malvales; Malvaceae. The transcript is spliced from 3 exons. The record is from RefSeq and is a predicted model, not a curated record. Bases 1 to 396 code for a protein of 131 amino acids.